Messenger RNA from Colletotrichum spaethianum, 1353 nucleotides. RefSeq lists its product as uncharacterized. The transcript is spliced from 5 exons. The record is from RefSeq and is a predicted model, not a curated record. Lineage: Eukaryota; Fungi; Ascomycota; Sordariomycetes; Glomerellales; Glomerellaceae. Gene Ontology annotation, cellular component: anaphase-promoting complex; nuclear periphery. Gene Ontology annotation, biological process: positive regulation of mitotic metaphase/anaphase transition; anaphase-promoting complex-dependent catabolic process; protein K11-linked ubiquitination. Bases 1 to 1353 code for a protein of 450 amino acids.
AUGGCCAGCGGUCCGACAAACAUCGUUCAGGCCCUGUUCCAUACAGUUGUUACCGGCCACGCACACGAACCUGUUCGCGAGUGGCUCGUCGAUAACCUAGCUGAGCGUGGCCACAAGCGAUGGGACAAGGCCGUAGUAUCUGGCCUCGAGAACCUGCGCGGUCUAAUCCACGAGAAUCUGCUGCCCGCACUGGAGAGAUGCGCUAUCAUUCUCAGCCGCCUCCGCGGACUGGCCCAGUUCUACGAUUCACGAGACGACAUCGGCUUUACCGUUGCGCAAACUACCCGUGCAAUGGACAUCGUCUCUUGCCUUACAUUGGUGGGUCACAAGAUCCUACUCAAUGUCAUGGAAGAACUUGACCUCUUCAACGCCUUUUCCACCUGGAUGCGAUUCCAGAUAGACCGCCUUGCUGCUCCAAGCUCAGCAAGUGAAGAGCUGACCGAAAAGGAAGCCACUAUGGAGAACAGCAAAGUCUUGGUGUAUGUCCAACGUUAUCUUGUGGAGAGUCCCAUGGCCUUGUUCCUGAACGAGGUAUCCAAGGAAGAUUACUCGGCCAACUGGGAGCGAGCCGAGAGCGGAGCAUCUAUGCUCGAGGAGCUAGAUACGCAGCUUAGACGCCAGGAAGAGGGACAGGUUUAUUUAAAGGCCUUCCCGAAUGUUAGCUUCCUUGUCGAUUAUCUUACUGCCCGCGCGAAUGGGCUUUUCAAGGACAUUGCCGAAGCACAGAAGAGAAGCGUUCGCUUCGGACAGCCAACGAAGAUUGCAUUAAGUCGCAAGAUUGCUAGGUUCGACUCGACAAUGUGCCCCGAAAAGACCAAGGAAGAGACUGACGGACUUACUUUCACGGCUGUAACCGAAGAGGGCCGCGAUCAGGAUGUCUUCAUCUUCCGCACGUCCAUCCGCAUCAUCAAUGGCAUCAGCAGCAAUGUCACCACCGCAGUUGCAGCUCUAUCUAUAGGCGAUGGCAAGAUUGUUGAGGCGAGAUUUCUAAACAGCAGUACGCUGAUUUUGCUCGUAAGCAAGCAAGGCAAAUCCGCCAACAUAGUUACGAUUCCUGUCCAAUCCCCAAACAUAACCUACAUUCCCUACCAGGAGGGUAACCUACCCACCGCGACAGCUCUCUCCGAGCAGCUGCAGGGCGAAGACACCACAGUCACGCUCCCCGAAGAUCCGUCCUUCACGCCGGUGCGCAUGGACGUCCAGGAUGCCUCGGACGCGCGUGGCGAAGUCCCCGCCCGCGUGUGCGUUCUGGGUGCUAACCGGACCACCUACAAGGUCUUCAGUCUCGGAGCUGGUCCCGACGACACGCGACCGCCGGCGCCGGCGACAGCCGCAGCAGCACGGGACGUUUAG